AUGGUUGCAACGCUCUCAGUCGGGGAUCCUGACGGGAGGCGGGGCCAAGAGAAAGGAAACAUGCGGCGGCACUUCGGUUUAUUUCAGAGUCUACGUCAAAGUUUGUCACGUCUUGUGCAUGUUCCAAAGCCGAAUCAAGCUCGCUCUUGGUGA
Molecule: messenger RNA, 153 nt
Organism: Colletotrichum higginsianum IMI 349063
Lineage: Eukaryota; Fungi; Ascomycota; Sordariomycetes; Glomerellales; Glomerellaceae
Exons: 1
Coding region: 1-153 (50 amino acids)
Source: RefSeq, a predicted model, not a curated record